This is a messenger RNA of Lottia gigantea (owl limpet), 192 nucleotides long. RefSeq lists its product as hypothetical. The transcript has a single exon. The record is from RefSeq and is a predicted model, not a curated record. NCBI's taxonomy places the organism in Eukaryota, Metazoa, Mollusca, Gastropoda, Lottiidae. The annotation marks the transcript as partial.
GAUAAAGUCUUCCUUGGUGGUUCAGAUUUACACGAAGAGGGUGUUUGGAAAUGGCUAAAUGGCGAACCAGUAAAUCGCACCCUGUUCCUUCCAGGCGAACCAAAUGAUUUGAAUGGUGAAAAUUGCCUGAGUACAAGAAAAACUGGUUACAAUGAUGUAGGGUGUUUUCUAAAUUAUAAAUAUAUUUGCGAA